AAGUUUGUGGUCGGUCAUUUAAAGAAGUCAGAUAAAGGAAGAGGUCAGGAUCGAUCAUAUAUGAUGACUCAUUUGAAAGGGUUUCUUCUCACGUCGUUUGUUCAGUUUCAGUGACGGACGGAGCGACAUGGAGCCGAGCUGCCAGGACUGGAUGUCCGCUCUGCCGGAGGAGCUGUGGGACAUUCCUCUGACAAACCUGGCCAUACCAGGGAGCCAUGAUGCCAUGAGUUACUGUCUGGAUAUAAACUCCCCUUUGGUGCCCUCCGAGUCAGAUGCUUUCAGACUCCUGGAUGGACUUUUCUACUGCUUUACCAGGCCGGCCAUCUUUAAAUGGGCAACAACACAGGAUAAAAGCAUGGAGGAGCAGCUGUCGAUGGGGAUUCGGUUCUUCGAUCUACGCGUCGCACACAAACCCAAAGACUCCUCCAGCGACCUGUACUUCACACACGUCAUUUACACACAUCUAACAGUUCUGGAAACUCUGUCCUCUGUUGCCACCUGGCUGGAGUCCCACCCGAAGGAGAUUGUCAUCCUCGCCUGCAGCCACUUUGAAGGAAUCGACGACAGACUCCAUGAAGCGUUCAUUUUCUCCCUGAAGAAGCUCUUUGGCUCAAAACUCUGCCCAAGGAAGGACUCUGUGCCGACCCUGAGGAGUCUGUGGGCGUCUGGUUAUCAGGUCAUCCUCUCCUAUGAGUGCCAAACUGCAGCCAGACAUUGUGAGCUGUGGCCUGCAAUCCCCUACUGGUGGGCCAACAAGCGCACAGCACAGGGAGUGAUCAGUUAUCUGGACUGGAACAAAGAGAUGGGACGACCAGAAAGCUUCUUUGUCUCUGGUUUGAACCUGACAGCGGACAGAUAUUUCAUCACCAAGAACCCCAAACAGUCUCUGAGGACGCUAACGUUCAGUAACUGGGACUGUUUGAGGAAAUGGCUGGAGGAGCAGACGCCCGGAUCAAACCCUGAGAGCCUCAACAUCAUCGCAGGAGACUUUGUGGGUCCUCUCCCCCUCUGCUCUCUGGUCAUUAAAUUGAACCAAAAACUUGUACAGAAGAAAGCCGUCAGAUGAGAAAAACAUAGUUAUAGAUACAAAUGCACUAAGCGGACAUGUAUCCAAACAUUUAUUUACUUUGUUAUCCUACAAAGAGGGAUCAUUUCCAGAUAAUUUCCAGCUGCAAAAUCAUGAAACAAACACAGAAAUAUGCCUAAUUUACCUCAAAAUUGUCAGCAUGGCAUGUCAUGAAAAUAAUCCCAUCAUCACAAGAAGUUUGUAAUUGUAUAUAUUAUAGUAUUGUAAUAUCUGAACCAGUUCACUUCCAUCGCUGGAACACCUGCUGCUGUGCCGUGAUAACUCACUCAUAUCUGGCAAACAGAGGGGCGUCCAAAACGGCCUACCUUCACUGGUCUAAACAAAUCCAGACCAUUCAGGACCAGAAUCUGAAGGAGGACAUACUGGCUGCUGCAGAAGCCAGCACUUCAACACAUCAUUUGAUCUGAAUGUGUGAUGAUACUGUAAGGUCAUUCUAUGAUUUAAUUUAGUAGAUAUCUUUAAUUCAGCAUAUUGUUCAUUUUGUUCAUUCUCUUCACAUCCAGAGAAAAAUAGGACAGUGGUUCUCAACUGGUCAAGCCUCAAGACCCACUACCAGCUCCUUCAUGAAAAACCAUGACCCCAAAAUUCAGAUAUUUUUCAACCAAUCACAAUUAUUUAAUACAAUUUUUUUGCAGUUUGGAUCAUCUUUAUCUCGUAAUAAUGAGAUCUUUAUCUCGUUAUAACAAGAAACCAGGCCAAAAAAAAAAUCUCCACAUGAAUGCAAUACGCUUCCGUAGAAAGCUCACAUUUUUUUGUACCUCUCUCUUUUUCACCCUCUCUGUUGAUUUUUGUGGCCAUGUUUAACUGUAUUGGACAGGGCAGCUGAAGAGUGACAGGAACUGUGGGGAGGAGAGAGUAGGAGAUGACAUGCAGCCGGAUUCAAACCCACAGCGGCUGCGAUGAGGAACAGAACACUAAAUCCAUACGUUUUGUAUGUAUUUGCUUUUCCAGUAAGACCAAUUUGAUGUAGAUUUUUCUUUUAUCUUGCUCAGCACCCCUGUGGUGCUGGAUAACUCACUUGAUGGAGAGUGACUCCUACAUGUGUGAGGCUGUGUCAUUGAUGUAGUGGCCCAGGGUUCGACUCUUUUCCUGUCUGUCUUCAGCUGUCCUUUAAAAAAAACACCAUGUAAUUGAAUAACAUAGUUAUACAUUACAGAUGCAGGUGAUAACUAACAACCUGUCACUCCACUCCAGCUCCACCAUAUUGUCUAAAUAUGGUCACUUCUGGCUCCCUGAAACAUAAUAUGGCAACAGACAAAUCAAAGGUUCUUUAUAUAUUUUCUUUAUUAUGAAAACAUUCAUCCACUUUAAAGUGCAGUUUAUACAUGUUUACCAGAAUGUACAUCCUUCUGUAGCGAUCAAAACAGUCCUCUUUUUUAAGGUGUUUGUGGUUCAGUUUGCAGCAGCAGGAAGGAUCACUCUCCUCUUCUCUCCACUAGCUUCACUUGAACAGUUUCUUGUAGCGUCCGUAAGCAGCGCGGCUGAUGAUGACUCUGAUGACAGCUGAGCCUUCGUCUGCGUCCACCUGCACGUCCUGAACGGCUGCUUCUUUGUAUAGCCAACUGUGGAAGGAAACACACACUCACUAUGGAUGCUCUCUUGUUCUAAAUCUAAAAAGAGAGAGAGUGAUUCAACAGUGCUUACCUUAACUGAGGAGUGCUGAGGUCCACUUUGAGAUCUAAAAUGUGUUUUCCUGUAGAGUUUACAAUCUGAUCUUCCACGGCUCUCUGCAGCUCAUCCAGGCCUCGCUCCUCCAAGGCAGAUAUGGGCAACACACCGGGCUCUGUAAUCUGAUAGCUGAGGGGGACAACAGAAAAUACUUUGAUUUUCUUCUGAACACUAAAACCAUUUCUCCACCUCUUUUUACACAUAUGGGUUAAUACCAAUAUGGGUCUGCAACACCUGGGGAAUCACUACAGAAGAUCUAUACUGAAAAACUGAUUGGCCAACUAUUUGUCAUGGUUGGGACAUUUUUUGUAAAUGUUUGUUUAUUAGCUAGUGUGGGUUUCAUAAGUGUUGUGUGUUUCUUCUGGGGUGUUUUCAGUUUAGCUCUGGGUAGGAUUUUGCUUGUUUUCAGUGCUUCUUCUUUUGCUGCAGAGGCUGGGAGGUGUGUUGCCAGAGGCAGAGUUACUCAUUAGGUACAAUCAAUGGCUGCUGAUAUGUCCCUCUGGUCCUCUGGUCGCCCAAAUUUUCUCAGCGCUUUGCCAGUGAUCCAACCCUGUGAUUUCCUGUUUCUACAGUGACACUUUCCACCGAGCUUCAAUCAAUCGAUGGGCCUGAGUUUUUUUUGGUUUUUUUAAGAACAAAGCAAAAACUCUCUGAUUCCAGUUUAAUAAAAAAAGAAUAUUGUC
Molecule: messenger RNA, 3438 nt
Organism: Labrus bergylta (ballan wrasse)
Lineage: Eukaryota; Metazoa; Chordata; Actinopteri; Labriformes; Labridae
Source: RefSeq, a predicted model, not a curated record